CCUGUUUUUGAUCCCUCGAAGAAGAAGAGCACUUCCGUUUUCCUCUCGGCUCCCGCCCCGCUCCGCCAUCAUGAAGUCCUGAACAAAAACGGACGGGAGUCUAAGCAAAAUGGGGAUAACACGGACUGGAGAUGAAAUCCACCGACAACACUAACGUAAUGACAGCACACAGUGGAGCAGGGAGCGGACUCGUGGAAAUGAAUGCCUCAGUUUCCCAUUGAAAACGUCCCAGGCAGCUCCUGUCGUUAUAUAGUUGUUGCUAACAGCAGGCAGAGCUAGCUCCUGAUUCUGUGAAGAAGACUCUGCUCUCAGCUGCCCGGCCCCUCGGUUAGCUGGCAGCCGUCAGUCAGCUAGCUGUCACUGGACCUGACUGACUCAUGUCAAGUCGUGCAGACGCGCCAGCUGUCUUAUUGACUGGGAGCAUCAGGAUGGAGUGGAGUCUGAGUAAAAGCAUCGACAGGCAGAAUGUGGUUUGUUCGUGUUGAAUAGACACCAGUGUCGAGGAAAGGGGAGUGAGACCAAUAUUUUCCAGCCAGGCCAGUUAGCUAGCUUUCGAGCUAGCUACCGUGGAUCCCAUCAGCCACGAAACGACUCCCUUCCAAAUGACAGACGUUGUGUCUCUCCACGCUCACCAGGCGCUGGCCAUGCCGUCGAGUGUGCGGGCCGGGAGCCUGAAGGACCCGGAGGUGGCUGAGCUCUUCUUCAGGGAGGAUCCUGAGAAGCUCUUCACCGACCUGAGGGAGAUAGGCCAUGGGAGCUUCGGAGCGGUCUACUUUGCCCAUGACAUCCGCACCAAUGAGGUGGUGGCCAUCAAGAAGAUGUCCUACAGUGGCAAACAGUCCAAUGAGAAAUGGCAGGAUAUCAUCAAGGAAGUGAAGUUCCUCCAGAAGCUGCGCCACCCAAACACCGUGGAGUAUCGGGGCUGCUACCUGAGAGAGCACACAGCAUGGCUGGUGAUGGAGUACUGCUUGGGCUCUGCUUCAGACCUCUUAGAAGUUCACAAGAAACCCCUCCAGGAAGUGGAAAUAGCGGCCAUAACCCAUGGUGCACUGCAGGGAUUGGUGUAUCUUCACUCUCACAACAUGAUUCACAGAGAUGUGAAGGCAGGAAACAUCUUGCUAACAGAGCCAGGUCAGGUCAAACUGGGAGACUUUGGCUCUGCCUCCAUCGUUGCUCCAGCAAACUCCUUUGUGGGAACACCUUACUGGAUGGCCCCCGAGGUGAUCUUGGCCAUGGACGAGGGUCAGUAUGAUGGGAAGGUGGAUGUGUGGUCACUUGGCAUUACCUGCAUAGAGCUGGCGGAAAGGAAGCCUCCUCUGUUUAACAUGAAUGCUAUGAGUGCCUUAUAUCACAUCGCCCAGAAUGAGAGCCCUGUGCUGCAGUCCAAUCACUGGUCGGAUUAUUUCCGCAAUUUCGUGGACUCCUGUUUGCAGAAGAUCGCCCAGGACAGACCUACCUCUGAUGUGCUGCUCAAGCACCAUUUCCUAUGCAGAGAGCGUCCCAUGACAGUUGUGAUGGACCUGAUCGCCCGCACAAAGGAUGCUGUCCGCGAGCUGGACAACCUGCAGUACCGGAAAAUGAAGAAAAUCCUCUUCCACGAGGCACACAACGGUCCUGCACCAGAGGGAGGAGAUGAAGAAGAGGACGUGGAGCAGUACAUGCUGCGCACCGGCACAGUCAACAGCAUGGAGAGCUCCCACUCUCUGCCCUCCAUGUCCAUCAGCGCCAGCUCCCAGAGCAGCUCGGUCAACAGCCUGGCAGACGGCUCCGAUGACAGCGGGGAGAUGGCCAUGAUGCAGGAGGGAGAGCACACAGUCACCUCCAACAGCUCUGUCCUGCACAAGCCCCUGAGCCAUGACAACAUCUACGACGACCCCUAUCAGCCUGAGGUCGAGUCACAACGAGAGUCUUCAUCUGCUGGGGGUGGAGGUGGAGGUGGAAGUGGAGGAGUUGGAGGAGGAGGAGGUGGAGGAGGAGGGGGCGGAGGAGGAGGAGGAGGAGGGGGAGGAGGGGGAGGGAGACGUCGCAGAGGCAGAGACCACUUUGCCACCAUCAGGACGGCCUCGCUCGUCACUCGUCAGAUCCAGGAACAUGAGCAGGGCUCGGCUCUUCGGGAACAGAUGUCUGGGUACAAGCGAAUGCGGCGGCAGCACCAGAAGCAGCUGAUGGGCUUGGAGAACAAGUUGAAGGCAGAGAUGGAUGAGCACCAGCUCAGACUGGACAAAGAGCUGGAGAACCAGAGGAACAGCUUUUCCAUGGAGGGAGAAAAACUAGGCAAGAAGCACCAGGUUAUCCUGGAGAAGGAGACAAAGGCAGUCCUGACUGAGGAGAAGAAGUUUCAGCAGCACAUUCUGGGCCAGCAGAAGAAGGAGCUGACCGGUCUGCUGGAGUCGCAGAAACGGCAGUAUCGCCAACGCAAGGAGCAGCUCAAAGAGGAACUGAAUGAGAACCAGUCGACACCAAAGCGGGAGAAACAGGAAUGGUUGGUGCAUCAGAAGGAGUGUCUGCAGCAGCUGCAGGCUGAAGAAGAGGCCGGCCUGCUGCGCCGGCAGAGGCAGUACUAUGAGUUGCAGUGCCGCCAGUACAAGAGGAAGAUGCUGCUGGCUCGCCACAACCUGGAGCAGGAUUUGCUUCGAGAGGAACUGAACAAGAAGCAGACUCUGAAGGACCUGGAGUGUGCCAUGCUCCUGCGUCAUCAUGAGUCCACCCAGGAGCUGGAGUUCCGCCAGCUGGGUCUGGUGCAGCGCACACGGGCCGACCUGAUCCGCACGCAGCACCAGACGGAGCUCACUAACCAGAUGGAGUACAAUAAGAGGCGCGAGCAGGAGCUGCGUCAGAAACACGCCGUGGAGGUCCGCCAGCAGCCCAAGAGCCUCAAAGUGAGUGAGAGCAGCCAGAGCCUGGGUUCUCCCGAGGAGGGGGAGAGCCUGACGACAGAGGGGCAGAGCUGGGGGAGUGAUGGGGGAGAGAUAGAGAUGGAGAUGGAGUUUGAGGAAGAGUUGAAACAGGAGAGGGAGGCAUUAACUGAGGAGAUGUUCGGUCACAGUGAGACAGUGUUGGUCAGAGAUGAAGCAGUGGAUGGUUUGAUUGAACCCAUAGUCGAAAGGAAAGAUGAGGAAGAUGAAGAUGAAAAGCCAAAGAGAGAGGAUGGCAGAGAAGAUGAGAAAUGGGAAAUUAGAGAGGAAGAGGCAGAGGAGAGGGAGGUUGAGGGGGUACAGUGGGAGUAUGUGGAUGACCCGAGUAGAAUGGCACAUCUAGACACAGAUGAAGAAGAGGAAGAGGGAAGGGGGGUGGCAGACGGCUGUCCGUCAGAACUCUUCUUGUCCCUGAACCUGGAGAAGAGACGACUCCGUGAGCGAGACAUCGACGAGCUGUCGGAAUUUUACUUCCCUGACGCUACAGAUCUUGAGCCUGUCCCUGUCCCUGUCCCCCCUCCUCCCCCUCCUUCUCCCCCUGCCCAGACCUCCCUCCCUUCCUUCUUCUCUCAUGCCAUCUGCCUCCUCCUCUCCCUCUCUGCUGCCGCCCAGCCCUCCAACCUCACCCUGCUGCUCCUCUCCAUCUUCCUCCUCUCGCUCCGACGCUCACCUCCACUGCCAUCAGUGGCCUCCCUGCUUCUCUCCGCUGAGCUCGCCUUCUUGGCACUCUUUUUCUCGUACCUCUUCCUCCGCUCCUGCUGCUCCCUGUCUCUCUCCACCUACCUAACGCUCAGCCUCUGGGCGAGCGGCCUCUUCAGUUUAGGCCUCUCUUUCAGUUUGGGGAUUUAUUACGUCCCCAUGAUUCUGAUCUCGGCCUCUUUCCUCAGCUCACCCUCUAUCUUCCUCUCUCUUUACCUGGUGAUUGUGCUAGUCGUCAGGCCGGCCCGCGACUUCCUCCAGCAUGCACCUCGCAAAGUAAACCGCCUAUGUAUGCGCGUGCUUUUCCGUCUGCCCCGCCCCCUUUUUGCUAUGUGCCAGUCAGUCCUUGGUGGUAUGGCUGAACGGAACCUCUAUGAGAUGUUUCCAAAAGCAGGGCGCAACUGGGGGGUGCGCCAAUCAAGAAUUCCUGUUCCCCUGAGGAGCCUACCUAUAGAGUAUCAGGCACGCUGCAAUGAAACUUCCCCCUUCGCCAGGGCUCUUUUAUGGGUAAGACGUUUCAGCAGACGCCCCCUUGGGGUCUUGGCAGAUCUUGCUAACUCCAUUAUGCUGAAACUGGCCGCUCAGCUCGUUACAAAGCUGCCACUAAAUGUCCGUGACAAAUUUGAGACCGUAGGCCUCUUAAAGAAGGAGGCCCCGAGCAGGCUGCCCCGACUGCUGCCCAGGGAAGAGAGAGAGAGUAGGCAGAGGGAGAGGAGGAGGAGAGAGCAGGAGAGGCAGAGAAGAGAGGAGACGGUGAGGAUGUAUCGCGAGGAGGGGAGGUGGGAGUGUGGGUUGAGGAGGACCUCAUCUGGGAGGUUUGUCAGGGGGAAAAUUCGACCAUGGAGAUAGCGAGCAAACUGAAGGCAGUGAGAGAAACGAGUGCUGAUGGUGCGAGUGUGUGUCCGUGCUCUUUGUUCCAUUGUUCCAUCAUUUGUGUGUCUUUUUGGUUCGGGCCCAUAAGUCUAUUAUGUUGAGACCAGUUCCUCAAACUGGUUUCUGGUCUCAUUUCUGAAAGAUGGGACGUAUUUUACCCCGCACAUCACCUGCUAGCUAAAAGUGAUUUUGGCUAUUAUUGCUGAUACUAAAGUGUGCACACACAAGCUGUACUGAUAAGUCAGAGAGCUUUGUGUAUGUAAACAGAAAUACCAAACCCUGUGAAGUUUUAAACGUUCGAUUAUUUUGCUUUUUGUAAAAGUUACUUUUUAUUUCAUUUUAUUAUUUUGCUCUUAAUUUCUAAGACAAAGACUUAAAUGGUUAUUUUUGAGACCGUUUCUGUGCAAUCUUUAUUUCUCCUUUAAUAGUGGUCUUAUUUCACAGGGUGCGCUGGUCUAUCAGUGCUCAGAACAAAUAUCAGACACAGUGUUGCUUAGCUUCAUGGCUAUCAAUGUACUCACCAAAGCCUAACACUGUGAAAACAUCAAUAAUUUCACUAUUAUCACCCUGAACACUAGCCUUCUCAGUCAGUUUAAAAGUGCAAUAAGCAGUGAAGCAGAAACAUCACAUUUGAUUACAAUCUGAAGUGAUAUGUUUAAAGGAAGGAGUUCAAAGGUUAGCAGAAGGUUAGAUUUUCAAGGACUUCAAAUCAAAGCUUUAAGCCAUUUAUUUUAAACUUAAAGCACAUCCUGUCUGUUGUUUUUGGUUAUAAUAUCAUAAUGACAUGAAUAACCAAAAACACUGUACAGGAAUCGCAGCGGUUUCAAUCAUCAUCUUUAAUAUUUUACUUAAAGGUACAGUGCGUAGAAGUGGGAAUAUUCAGCAAUAUCUAGCAGUCAGAUUUUAGAUUUAAACGCACCCUUGCUCACCCUUUCCUCGGUGAAGCUCCACAUCCUAUGGUGGCCUUUGAGGAUGAGAAGUUUUUACAAACAAAAACGUCUGUCAGUAUAAAUUAUUUUGUGCACAACAAUCAUUCUCCCCCUCUUAUUCUUCUUCUUCGUCUUCCAAUCGGCACAUUACGGACAGCCUCUCACUAAAUUCAAAAACUCAUAUGGCCAUGACUAGUUUGUCCUUUCUUAGAAACAUGCCAGUGCAAGAUGGCGACCUCUGUGUUAGGGAACCCACUCCUAUGUAGUUAUAAAAGGCUCAUUCUAAGUUAAUGAAAACCAAACACAUUCUUUGAUCCAGGUGAUCAUCAAUUGAAACAUCCUUAUGAAUACAAUAUUCCAUUCCUACUGAGUCUGCUCUGCUAAAUGCUUCUAAAUCCUACACACUGUACCUUUAUUAAAUACAUUUUUUCAUUGCACUUCAUGCAAUAUUUUGUAUUAUUUACCAUGUAAACAUUUAGAUAGAUGUUCAUUUAUCAAUCAUUUUUAAAAAAACAACAGUUUAGUGCCUAUUUACAACUGUUUGCACAAGUGAUAUUAGUCUGUUCUGAAGAGACAUAUCCUGAAUAUCUAGUAGAAGCAUGGAAAAGCUCUAGAGUGAUAGAAGUAUAAUAUGAUGAUAUAUCAAAUAUUUCAAUGUAGUUUUAAUUUAUAUGAAGCCAUAUAAACAAUCUUUUGAGACAUGCAAUCCUAAAAUUAGUCCAAAAGUUGAUUCAACUACUGAAUGUGAACGUAGAGAAAGAGCAGAUCUCUUUCAUAUGAAGAGGAAAUAUCCUGAUAGUUGGAGAUGUCUCAUUGGCUUUGCACUGCCCCAAACAAGACAUUUGCUUAGAUUUGUUUAGAUCUACAACAGUUGAUCACUGUAAGAGGGGAUCAGCCUAUAAAACAUGCUCAAGUAUGGUAGAAAUGUCAAAAAAUAACAGUCUGAAGUGAUAUUCUUAUUUUGUUCAACCAGAACCCCAAAGAAAUCCAGUUUACUUGCAUCAAUAUAAAGAAGGAGCAAAUAUUUAGUUUUAAGAAGCUUGAACCAGAGAUUAUUUUUCUUAUGAAUGACUAAAACAAUUAGAUUGUCAGCAUGUUAAUUUAUCAUUUCAGAGCGACUUAAGUCGGACCAAAAAGAGACUUGACGGUUUGUUUUGUUUUUAUUGUCUCAUGCUUGAGCGUCUUUGAAGACUUAAACACCAAAAUGCUCUGAUGUACUCUUUAAUUUAAUGAAGUGAAAUGAACAAUGACUUGCAGCAUAACAAGCAUAGAUCUCAGAGAGCCAGGGUUCAGAUAUCUGCCUAUUUUCAACCUGGUUUGGAGGAGUGAACUAAAUCAGUGCGAAGUGAUGCUUAUUAUGUAGGAAAAAGUUCCUGAAAGAAGGACAGCAUUUGAGUCAUCUUCAUGGAGGUUUUUUACUGAACAGGAAACUCCAUGUUUACUGUAUUUGACCCGAGGGGAGACAAAAAGAAGAGCUCUCUCGCAGCUGUUCUACAUUUGGGAAGUGUAGCUUUUAAAAAAAAAAAAAAGAAAAAGGCAUUUCACACCAAACAUUGUUUUGUUUGAAUGUAACUUAUUUGCCAUUGAUUUCCAUUUGAGUUCCAGUUAUUUCCUGUUCCUCUGUGUAUGUUUACAUGUUUGUAUUCUGUUUUGUUGUGACACCGUCUGAGAGUUUUAUCACCUUGAGUUUUUUUUAUAUAUAUUUAAUUUAUGCAGUAUUUAUAAGACAAGUACUGCAUUGUGUUUGGCAGCCAUUUUGUUCUCCUUUUAUCCUCAUUUUAGCUGCAUGAGUGUCCGUGUACUGUAUGGCUGUGUGCUGGCAAGCAUAGAAAAGUAUUUUGUCAUACUUCCAGAUUUUUAUUUACACAAAAAAAUAAAUUCUUUUGUGUGGAAA
Molecule: messenger RNA, 7310 nt
Organism: Notolabrus celidotus (New Zealand spotty)
Lineage: Eukaryota; Metazoa; Chordata; Actinopteri; Labriformes; Labridae
Product: serine/threonine-protein kinase TAO2-like
Exons: 17
Coding region: 603-4463 (1286 amino acids)
Biological process (GO): protein phosphorylation
Molecular function (GO): ATP binding; protein kinase activity
Source: RefSeq, a predicted model, not a curated record